GAUGUUCCAGCUGAACUCUCCGAUGAACUCGGUCAGCAGUACGGAGGACAUUAAGCCCCCGCUGGGCCUCAACGGUGUGAUGAAGGUGCCCGCCCAGCCCUCAGGCACAGCCCUGUCGCUCACAAAACACAUCUGCGCCAUCUGUGGUGACCGCUCCUCAGGUAAACACUAUGGGGUAUACAGCUGUGAGGGCUGCAAAGGUUUUUUCAAAAGGACGGUGCGCAAAGACCUGACCUACACCUGUCGUGAUAACAAGGACUGUGUCAUCGAUAAACGCCAGAGGAACCGCUGCCAAUACUGUCGCUACCAGAAGUGUUUAGCCAUGGGCAUGAAGAGAGAAGCCGUUCAGGAGGAGCGCCAGCGAGCCAAGGACAAAAAUGAGAACGAGGUGGAGUCCACCAGCUGCGCCAACGAGGACAUGCCCGUGGAGAAGAUCCUGGAAGCCGAGCAGGCGGUGGAACCCAAAACGGAGACCUACAUCGAGACCAACCUUGGUGUGCCAUCAAACUCGCCCAACGAUCCGGUGACAAAUAUCUGUCAGGCGGCUGACAAACAACUCUUCACCCUGGUGGAGUGGGCCAAGAGGAUCCCCCACUUCUCUGAGCUGCCGUUGGACGACCAGGUCAUCCUUCUACGAGCAGGUUGGAAUGAGCUCCUCAUUGCAUCAUUUUCGCACCGUUCGAUAGCGGUUAAAGACGGGAUUCUGUUGGCAACCGGGCUGCAUGUACACCGCAACAGCGCUCAUAGUGCCGGAGUGGGAGCCAUCUUUGACAGAGUGCUCACAGAACUGGUGUCUAAGAUGAGGGACAUGCAGAUGGAUAAGACAGAACUGGGGUGCCUUCGAGCUAUAGUCCUUUUCAACCCAGACUCAAAAGGUCUGUCCAACCCAGGUGAGGUAGAAGCCCUAAGAGAAAAAGUCUAUGCGUCUUUAGAGGCCUACUGCAAACAGAAAUACCCAGAGCAGCCUGGCAGGUUUGCCAAGCUGUUGCUGCGGUUACCAGCGCUGCGCUCGAUCGGCCUCAAGUGUCUGGAGCACUUGUUCUUCUUUAAGCUCAUCGGCGACACGCCCAUCGACACCUUCCUCAUGGAGAUGCUAGAGGCUCCACAUCAAAUGACAUAAUAGCAUAAGGGGGUUGAGCCCUCGCCCUGCCCUUUCCUCCUCCCUCCCUCCCUCCUCCUCCUACAUCUCCCACCAGCCAUGGAUCAGGAGCAGGGUCCUUUUUUAAAAUCCUGUCUCCAGCAAGGGACAGAUCACGUGACGAUUUUGGACGGAGAACCUCUCCCUUCCUCCCUCCCCUCUCUCCUCGGCUCCCUUUUGAUGUGUUUCGAAACAAUGAAAUCAUCAUGUCUGUGGGUCUGUUUUAUACCUUGUAAAAAUAUAUAAAUAAGAAAUAUAUAUAUGAAAAUCACACGACAACACGAGUGACGACAACAGUGGACUGAACUGAGGAAGGACAGAGGACAAAAGAAACGUAUUGAGCCAUCGUUUUCAUCUUUGCUGUUCCUACACCUUGACGAGAAAAAGCAGAGAUGAUCAGGUUUUAAACACCCACGGUUAUGCUUCCAGGUAUAUUAAAAAAAAAAAAAAACGGUGAUGAUGUCAUAUUUGGACACUCAGCGUUGUGAUCGGGACAAUCGUGGACUCGGAGAGCCUCAGGCUGUCUAGACUUGGACCUGAGCCUUCUCCGUCUUUCAGGACUGAACUUACUUUGGGGAGGGACGAUGGGGGAAGAUGUCUGCUUAAAGGAACUCAUCUGUUCCUGCCUGACUCGACUGAACACAUCAGGUCUUGCACUAGCUGUUUUUUGAAGUGUGAGCUUUCUGGAGUAGUAGAACUAGGAGGUAGGUUAACAAGACUGGAAGUGUUCAAAAACCUCAGGUCUCUGCCCAAUUCCAACAAAUACAACCAUGUCUUACUCUAUUAGCACUGUGCAACAUCGGGGAGGACGACCUGUUAGUCCACUAAUCAGCCCUUCAGUUAACGUAUUGAUCAAGAAAGAGAUGCUUGAGAGUUUGUUAUGUACAAUCUGCGCUGUUCUUUUCUGCACAUAGGAAAAACGCUGGCUGUUGUAAAUUAGCCUCACGCUAGCUUUAGGCUACAUGAGCAUCACUGGAUGCUCUGAAAGGCAACCAGCAGGCGCAGCAGCUUGGAACAACUUUUGUCAUCCUCUUUUAAACAUUUGGCCUUCAUCGGAAGCUUUCAAGAGAUCACAUCGAACUCGGAUGGCUGGAAAGUGAGCGCUCGUUCUCAUCUGUGGGGGGGAUGUUGUUGUUUCGUCAGCCCCUGAGCUCCUUUCCGUCCCACGUCCAACCUCCCCACUCGUCAUUUCAUGUGAAUUUGAGCACACCAUUUACACCUCCACAAUCCCCUCUGCUCAAAGCGGCGGGUAUUAGCUUUUCAAAACACCUCAUAUCUACCUGUACAGAAAGUUACAACCGCAUACAGUAUUGACGCUAUUUUCAGUUUUCAUUUUAACAACAGCAAUGCACAAUUACCUCUGUUUCCAUCCCUCAGACCUUCAGUUCCUGACACUCAUUUAAACAUUUACAGAAUGCGGGAGAAGUGCGUGUUGUUGCAGCAGAGCCAUUAUUUUGUUUAUUUGUUUGUUACUUGGCACUUAACCUCAUGACAGUGGAGUCGGGUUCCUAAACGGAGAGCUGAUGUUGAUAUAAUCGACCUCUGAGGUGGAAUUUGGCCCCGGCCCAAUCAGGCACGCCCCAAUUGUUGUCCUCCUCAGAGGGUCACGCACACUCGCUCUCUCUGCACUUCUCUGGACAACCAAGUGUCACUCAAGUUGAAAUGUUAAAUGUCUCCAUGUUAUGUAUAAACAUGCUUUAU
Molecule: messenger RNA, 2839 nt
Organism: Seriola dumerili (greater amberjack)
Lineage: Eukaryota; Metazoa; Chordata; Actinopteri; Carangiformes; Carangidae
Gene: rxrab
Product: retinoid X receptor alpha
Exons: 8
Coding region: 2-1120 (372 amino acids)
Biological process (GO): anatomical structure development; positive regulation of transcription by RNA polymerase II; cell differentiation
Cellular component (GO): nucleus; RNA polymerase II transcription regulator complex
Molecular function (GO): retinoic acid-responsive element binding; nuclear steroid receptor activity; nuclear receptor activity
Source: RefSeq, a predicted model, not a curated record